AUGAUGCAACCAGGCAACCAACUCUGCUUGGUCCCUUCAGAUGAGAAGGCCUUCAAUGAACUUCAACAGCCGCUUGAGCAAAAUUCACCUGGCGUGCCUGAGGAGGGUUUUAAGCCAGGAUCUGAUUUUGUUAAUCACAAGAUCGCCCAGGCUCAGGAGGUGAUGUACCAAUGCACCGAGUGUGGGAAGAACCUGAGUCGCAAAGACCACUUGAAGAGACAUCAAGAGAUCCACAGCAGGAAGAAGAAACCCCACCAGUGCUCGUAUUGUGGGAAGUGCUUCCGGCAGAGGUCAGACCUGGUUUUUCACGAGAGGAUCCACACGGGAGAGAAACCGCUCAAGUGCUCUAUUUGCGGGAAGAACUUCAGAAGCACCUGCCAGUUGAUUGUCCACGAGAGGAUCCACACCCGGGAGAAACCGUACAAGUGUUCUGCCUGCGGCAAGAGCUUCAGCCAGAAUGCAAACCUCACUGUCCACCAAAGGACCCACACGGGCGAGAAGCCCUACAAAUGCUCCACCAGUGAGAAGACUUUCAUUCAGAAGUCACACCUCAUGAAACAUGAGAGAACCCACACCAGAGAGAAGGCGUGCAAGUGUUUAGCUUCCUUUGAAAUUAGCUUCUUAAAUUGA
Messenger RNA from Euleptes europaea (tarantolino), 630 nucleotides. Its product is annotated as zinc finger protein 182-like. The record is from RefSeq and is a predicted model, not a curated record. The transcript has a single exon. Gene Ontology annotation, molecular function: DNA-binding transcription factor activity, RNA polymerase II-specific; RNA polymerase II cis-regulatory region sequence-specific DNA binding. Gene Ontology annotation, biological process: regulation of transcription by RNA polymerase II. Lineage: Eukaryota; Metazoa; Chordata; Lepidosauria; Squamata; Sphaerodactylidae. The coding region runs from base 1 to 630 and encodes 209 amino acids.